Molecule: messenger RNA, 825 nt
Organism: Linum trigynum
Lineage: Eukaryota; Viridiplantae; Streptophyta; Magnoliopsida; Malpighiales; Linaceae
Source: the annotation of a GenBank genome assembly
UAGGUUAUCAGUUUGUUGGCUUCUAUCCCUUGUCUCAAUUCUCUUUAUUAUUUUUUUUGGUACCGCCCAUCCAAAAGCUUCAUCGACGUUCUAUCUAUGAGAUUCGUCUGGGCAGGAUUUCAUCAUCAUCAUCGUAAAUCUGGUGGGGAGCUCAGAUCUAUUACGUUAUUGUCUAUUUCGUUGGCUUGACUCAUUUAUCUCGUAUUUUUUCGUUGCACAAUCAAUUCGUAUCUUCCGAUUCGGCAAAUUAAUCAGCGACUGCUCUUCUUCCCCUCAAUCAACUUCAUUGCCAUGAGGAUGCCAUAUUCGCGGGUAAAGCGUUCAAAGUCCAAGGCAAAUGAUCAUGAUAAGAGGAAGAUGAGCCUGGAGGAGAAGUAUAAACUAGGAGUAGGAUUGGAGACUUUGCCGCAGCAGAAGCUGGAGCAGGUUAGGCAAUUAGCAAAGAAGAGGAAUUGCCAUUUGAGGCAAGAUGGAGAUGUGAUUGUGCUCGACCUUGACACUCUUGAUACAGAGACUCUGUGGGUGCUCGAUCGAUUUCUUCACAGUUUCAAGAAAUUGGCGAGAAAGAGGAUUAGGCGUCGUCAAGCAGUAGUAAUGGGUGGCAACAGUACUGCUUCAAUUGGUGGCGGCGUAAGUGAAGGCAACAAGUUAUGUUCACAGUUCAGGACACUGUUAAAAGUUGGAUAGUAUAAUACUAAUUCCAACAAUUAUUGAUAUAGGAUUCGUAAGCUCUUUUCCAAGUUGUAUUGAUUUCUCUUUGCCCUUCUUGAUAUAUUCACUGGGUUAGUACCAUUUCUAUUAUACGAAUGAACGAGAAGCUUUCAA